GGAGUCCCACGGGAUCUCACAGCCAAUCAGCAGCGAGGAUGGAGCCCGCCAUCAGCUGGUGCUGGAUCCCGCCUGUAAGAGGAGUCCACGGCACGGCAGUCGCCCCUUAAACCUCGGCCUCACUGCCUCAGUGGACCAAGGGUGGCACAGGGCAUCGCUGCUGUGAUCGUGAUUCGCAAAUCUGAUACUUUCUUUGGUCUGUGGUUUAAGGUCUUAUUGCAGAGCAAAAUGGGAGAUGCUGAAGCAGGCAAGAAGAUCUUUGUUCAGAAGUGUGCUCAGUGCCACACAGUGGAGAAGGGCGGGAAACACAAGACCGGCCCAAAUCUCUGGGGCCUCUUCGGCCGAAAGACAGGACAAGCACCAGGAUUUUCUUACACUGAUGCGAACAAGAACAAAGGUGUUAUCUGGUCAGAAGAAACCUUGAUGGAGUAUUUGGAGAACCCAAAGAAAUACAUCCCUGGCACUAAAAUGGUCUUUGCUGGUAUCAAAAAGAAGAGUGAGAGAGAAGAUCUUAUUCGGUAUUUAAAAGAAGCAACAUCCUCAUGAAGUAGUAUUACAGCUUCAAAAAUAUUAGUUACCAGUUUCAACUAUUGUGUUCAAUAAGAAGCAUAUCUGACUUUUUUGAUCAGCCUGAAGUAAUUUUAACUUGUUAAAAUAAAGGUUGAUGUGUAAAGUCCA
Messenger RNA from Mastomys coucha (southern multimammate mouse), 678 nucleotides. Its product is annotated as cytochrome c, testis-specific. NCBI's taxonomy places the organism in Eukaryota, Metazoa, Chordata, Mammalia, Rodentia, Muridae. Gene Ontology annotation, cellular component: mitochondrial intermembrane space. Gene Ontology annotation, molecular function: heme binding; electron transfer activity. The transcript has 3 exons. The coding region runs from base 229 to 546 and encodes 105 amino acids. Gene Ontology annotation, biological process: mitochondrial electron transport, ubiquinol to cytochrome c; mitochondrial electron transport, cytochrome c to oxygen. The record is from RefSeq and is a predicted model, not a curated record.